This is a messenger RNA of Penicillium roqueforti, 840 nucleotides long. Its product is annotated as RibD family protein. Gene Ontology annotation, biological process: riboflavin biosynthetic process. The transcript has a single exon. Gene Ontology annotation, molecular function: 5-amino-6-(5-phosphoribosylamino)uracil reductase activity. The record is from RefSeq and is a predicted model, not a curated record. The coding region runs from base 1 to 840 and encodes 279 amino acids. Lineage: Eukaryota; Fungi; Ascomycota; Eurotiomycetes; Eurotiales; Aspergillaceae.
AUGACCUCAGCACCUAGAGAUGCACUGGAGUUUCCAGAUUCAGAUAGGGGCUUCUUAGAGCCUCAUCUACCUCCUCGGGAUGGCUCGGCACCUGAGUCUGAUCUCCCCUUCACAACACUCACAUUCGCGACCUCGCUUGACGCUUCUCUAGCUCUGUCCCCUGGUGCACGUACAGUUCUUUCUGGACCCCAAUCCAAGGCAAUGACUCAUUAUCUGCGAUCUCGCCAUGACGGAAUUAUCAUUGGCGUUGGUACAGCAGUGGCAGACGAUCCCGGUCUCAACUGUCGAAUCACAGGAGUUGGGGGUUAUGGCAAGCCCGGCCUAGAUGGCCAGCCUAGACCAGUUGUGAUUGAUCCGACAGCCCGAUGGGACUUUUCAGACGACAGCAAGCUGUUCCAACUUUGCAGAGAGGGGCGUGGCCUUGCACCAUGGAUCAUCACCGCAGUUGAGAAACCAAACGCCAAGAAACAAGCAUUACUGGAAAAAUACGGCGGAAGAUUUAUCCCAGUCAAAAUGCUUAGAACCCACACCGGCCGACAUCAGGUUGACUGGCCAGAUUUGCUCGUCACCUUGAAAUCGAACGGUCUCAACAGCGUGAUGGUAGAGGGUGGUGGCCAGGUCAUCAAAUCCCUUUUGUGCCCGCUUUACAUGUCUUUGCUGGACAGCGUCAUUGUUACUAUUGCUCCCACGUGGUUGGGUGAAGGUGGCGUGGUCGUCUCCCCUGAUAGGCGCUUUGACGAGGAUGGAAAUGCGAUCUCCGCAGCGAGAUUGAAGAAUGUCAAAUGGUACCCAUUUGGGGAAGAUGUCGUUCUUUGUGGGCAGAUCAAGCUCUAUGACUGA